UUUCCGGGCAGUUGGAUAUGGCACAGUCAGCUCUCCGACGAAUGGGACGCGUUUCAGGACAUACUUGCGCGCAAGGACAAUCUAAUCCAGGCUGAGGUGGCUGCGCUGCGUCGCAAGAUUGAAUCUGAGGAGACGUCAGUGUCAGAGCGCAUUGGCACUUUGCUGACUGAAUGGGACCAAGACAAGCCCAUCCACGCAGACACAGCCCCAGAAGUCAUCACCAAGACGCUGGAUUCCUUCGAUGGUACGUAUCAUUGUAAAUACUAG
Messenger RNA from Sphaeroforma arctica JP610, 267 nucleotides. RefSeq lists its product as hypothetical. The transcript has 2 exons. NCBI's taxonomy places the organism in Eukaryota, Ichthyosporea, Ichthyophonida. The record is from RefSeq and is a predicted model, not a curated record. The annotation marks the transcript as partial.